Molecule: messenger RNA, 1533 nt
Organism: Phaethon lepturus (White-tailed tropicbird)
Lineage: Eukaryota; Metazoa; Chordata; Aves; Phaethontiformes; Phaethontidae
Product: zinc finger protein OZF-like
Exons: 2
Biological process (GO): regulation of transcription by RNA polymerase II
Cellular component (GO): nucleus
Molecular function (GO): RNA polymerase II cis-regulatory region sequence-specific DNA binding; DNA-binding transcription activator activity, RNA polymerase II-specific
Source: RefSeq, a predicted model, not a curated record
AUGGCGGAUGGGAAGGAAAACGGUUUGGAGGAACUAGAAGCAUCUGAGCUGUGUUGGGAUCCGUCUGAGGUGGACGUCCCCCGAGAGCCAGACCCGACGGCGCAGCACGCGUGGGAGAGUCAACCACAAGAAGCCUCUGAAGAACCAAGCGACGACUCCCGUGGACGCCCAUCACCAAGAAAGGGUGGACGGCUGCAGGCCUGCCAUGGGAGCCGCGCGACAAAGAGGACCUACAGCUGCGGCAAGAGUGGGAAGAACGUCGCUGGGGCCAUGGACAAGGGCCUCUAUAGCUGUCCCGACUGCGGGAAGAUCUUCAGUCGGAGGUCCUUCCUCAUCCCCCACCAGCGCAUCCACACCGGUGAAAAGCCCUUCACCUGCCACGAGUGCGGGAAGGGUUUCCGAAUUGGGUCAGCUCUCAACAAGCAUCAACGGAUCCAUACGGGCGAGAAACCCUACAAGUGCUCGGACUGCGGGAAGCGGUUCCGCCUCACCUCCACCCUCAGCACCCAUCGGAAGACCCACACCGGGGAGAAACCCUACGUCUGCCUCAUUUGCGGGAAGACCUUUCGGUUGAGCGCGUAUCUGCUGGCCCACGAGGCCACCCAUAGCGUGGACAACCCUUUUCGGUGUCUUGCGUGCGGGAAGAACUUCAGCUUGAGACGGUACCUGGCCAUUCACCAGCGCAUCCAUACGGGAGAGAAGCCGUUCAAGUGCUCGGUGUGCGGGAAGGGCUUCAACCGGAGAUCGAUCCUCAUCGUUCACCAGCGCGUCCAUACCGGGGAGAAACCCUACAAGUGCCCCGAAUGUGGGAAGAGCUUCAUCAUGAGUUCAGACCUCGUCGCCCAUCGGAGAAUCCACACCGGGGAGAAACCCUACAGCUGUCUCAACUGCGAUAAAAGCUUUCGGUUGAGCUCCCACCUUACGAGACACCAGCGAAGCCACACCGGGGAGAGACCGUACAAAUGUCUGGAUUGCGGGCAAAGCUACACGGACAGCUCCGGACUCAUCAAACACAAGAAGAUCCACGCCGGAGAGCGACCCUAUAGAUGCUCCAAGUGCGAGAAGACCUUCAGCCACAGCGCAACCCUGCUGAAACACCAACGAAUCCAUACGGGGGAGAGACCCUUCAAGUGUCCCGACUGUGAGAAGUGCUACAACGAUGGCUCAACCCUUCGGAGACACCGGAGGAGCCACACCGAGGAGAAACCCUAUAAGUGCCCCAGUUGUGGGGAAUGUUUCGGUGCCAUCGCAGCUCUCCUGAAGCACCAGCGGUUCCACACCGAGGGGAGACCUUACAGAUGCUCCGACUGCGGGAAGAAUUUCCACUCUAAUUUCCUCCUCGUCACCCACCAACGAAUCCACACGGGGGAAAAACCCUAUAGCUGCCCCAUCUGCAAAAAAACCUUCCGCCAAGCCUCCCACCGUACGAGGCACCAGGAGAUUCACAGGAGGACCAGGGCUGACGUUGCUUUGCGUGAUGGGUCCGAGCACCACAUGCGGAAAGGAAAGACCCGGCACGGAGCGGGAGCAGAG